GUAGGCAGUUCCUUUAACCUGGAUGAUCAAAAAAAUUCAUUGCUCUGAGGGAAUGCACUUAUCAAAUCAGCAGAAAGGUUCCUCUGAUGGUAUUGACAGAAAUGAUAAUUUAGAAAGCCUUGAAUCAUCAGAAAUGUUUACCAUGCGACACACAUCCUCCAAUGAUUCAUCUAGUAUUGUACUGACUGAAUUAUUUGCAACAGGUGCUUCUCCUUUGGGUGGUGAACUUGUUCCCAAUGGAUGUGAAAAUCAGGAUGAAUCCUUGCAUAUGGAAUUGCUGGAUGAUAAAUCUGAAGAUCUGUAUUUGAUUGUGAAGAAACUUGAGAAUCUACUGAUUGAUCAACAGAAGGAAUUUCUAGAGCUUAAAAAGAAGCAUGAUAUGGCUGUAGCAGAAACCUUGAAAGAACUGCAUCCAGCACUUCAAAGUAAAGCUUUAAAUGGAUGCCGCUUGAAAAUUCCUGUUUAUAAUAUAGCAUACAUUGAGGAUGAAGGGCACCCAGCUAAUCCAUAGAUUCAUAUUUCAUGCUAACAACAGAAUCAC
Messenger RNA from Dioscorea cayenensis subsp. rotundata (Guinea yam), 541 nucleotides. RefSeq lists its product as uncharacterized. NCBI's taxonomy places the organism in Eukaryota, Viridiplantae, Streptophyta, Magnoliopsida, Dioscoreales, Dioscoreaceae. The record is from RefSeq and is a predicted model, not a curated record. The transcript has a single exon. The coding region runs from base 23 to 511 and encodes 162 amino acids.